GGAAGGAGCAUCAUAAGUACCCUUUCGCUUCUACUGCCUUUUUCUUGGGACGGAGCAGCAAAAAACUAUUCUUCUUCUUCAAGCAAAACCCAUAACCUGUCUCACUCUCUAUACUCUCAGUCUCUGGCUCACUCUUUUAGCCAAGUCCUUCAACCAACCCAUUGAGUGUUUCACGUACAUUCUCGUUGAAGACGGAAAAUUUCUGCAGAUACAAUCCACGCAGUCUGGGUUGUUUUAAAGUUAUGGAUGAAAACGGCGUGGAAAAUAGUAGUGGCUUUCUGGUGAAAAGAAGAGUUAAAAGGGCAUCAGAGGAUAGAAUUUCGAAACUACCUGAUUCUAUCAUCGUACACAUUCUGUCGUUUCUCCCCACCCCUGAUGUCGUUCCGACAUGUCUCCUUUCAAAGCGUUGGAAGCUGAUGUGGUAUUCAGUUCCCAAGCUCUACUUAUCUGAUAAUGAUUGGUCCCCAGAAAAGUUCUUCAAUUAUGUCGACAGUUUCUUGGAACACCGCAAGAAGGGUAUGUAUUUUAUUGUGGAUUCUGUCAUAACUAGUUUUCAGCUCCAUAUGGAUUGCUAUCACACAAGCAAAGCCACUCGUCUGGAUAAAUGGUUAACUUUUGCAGUUGAGAAUAAAGUCAAGGAAAUACAUCUUAACUUGAAUUUUUGCGACGAAGGGGGUUAUUACUGCAUACCUAAACUAGUAGUCAACUCAAAAGAUUUGGUUAUUUUGGAGUUGGUAGGGUUAACGUUGAAGACUUGUUAUUCAGUUAGACUUCCAGCAUUGAAAACUUUGUCAUUGACAUAUGUUUACUUUGAAGAGAAUGAUGCGAUAUGUAACUUUUUGUGGGGUUGCCCUUCCCUUGAGAAAUUGCUGCUAUCAAGCUGUGAUUUAAUUGAAAUUGGUGAUGUGCUCCGUUUACAAAGUAUAAGCCUUAAGUUCAUGAAAAUUGAAUAUGAGGAUUGUGUGUUAUAUACUGUGUUACCUAUUCAAGUUGAAGCCAUAAAUCUAGAGUGUUUGGAACUGGAAAGACCUAUCUUUGAAAGCUCCAAUCUUUCUACAUGCAAGGCAAUUAGAAAUCUCUCACUAGAUUUUUGUGGUUUGCCUAUGAAAGAUGAAGACCCGUCAUCAUUAGAGUAUCUAAUUUCAAACCUUCCACUUCUAGAGAUUUUGACUUUGAAGAACUCCCAUAUAUUGAAGUUGGAGCAUAUUAAAAUUUCGAAUCAACGGUUGAGAAGUUUAAAUUUGAAGAAUAGGUGGUAUACUAAAGAUGAUUAUGAAAUGAAUGUUAUAAUUGAAUCAGCUCCACAAUUAGUAUCUUUUUGUUAUGAAGGUAAUAUCAACUUUAGUAUAUCAACGGAGUCAUCUAAUUUGUUGAAUGGAAAAUUUAUAAUUCUUCCGCAGCAUGACAAUUAUGACGCAAAUUGGUUUACCAGUCUGAUGAAUUUUCUUCUUAAUCUUAAUUGCUCUUGGAAUAUUGUGACUCUGCAUGUUAUGUCAGAUAAGGUUAUCAUCUUGCCAAAAAAAUUCAAAAGAAUGUGUCAAUCUCCCUUGCUUAAUUGGAAGCAUCUCAGCGUUAUUACUGAUCAGAAGCCUGAGAGAGAAUCGGACUUGGAAGAUGUUUUGAUAUGGAUUUCACUCUCGUUGGAAACAUUAUCUAUUAAUGGAAAGAUCAUAUUUUAGCUGUAAUGGCUGAUUAAGAAUGGUGUUUUUUAUUUGUUUUAUCUGCUUAGUGCUUAAUUUAGUCCUUUUGAGUUUUGAGACUGUAUCAUCAGUAGCUUAGUACAAAUUAAUUUGAUUACUCAGAUUAUCUUUACAUGGAUGUCAUCUUGCUUGAAAACUUUCGAUCUAUAACAACUUUAGUGAAU
Humulus lupulus (European hop) is the source of this 1864-nucleotide messenger RNA. RefSeq names its product F-box/FBD/LRR-repeat protein At2g26030-like. Bases 243 to 1679 code for a protein of 478 amino acids. Gene Ontology annotation, molecular function: protein binding. The record is from RefSeq and is a predicted model, not a curated record. Lineage: Eukaryota; Viridiplantae; Streptophyta; Magnoliopsida; Rosales; Cannabaceae. The transcript has 3 exons.